Neoarius graeffei (lesser salmon catfish) is the source of this 4418-nucleotide messenger RNA. RefSeq names its product exocyst complex component 6 (gene exoc6). The coding region runs from base 13 to 2481 and encodes 822 amino acids. The transcript has 23 exons. Lineage: Eukaryota; Metazoa; Chordata; Actinopteri; Siluriformes; Ariidae. Gene Ontology annotation, cellular component: membrane; exocyst. The record is from RefSeq and is a predicted model, not a curated record. Gene Ontology annotation, biological process: intracellular protein transport; exocytosis; Golgi to plasma membrane transport.
GGUGAAGGGAUCAUGGACAGCAGCAGAGUGAGGGCUCCACUGCCGUGUCCCCCAGAAGAAGAUGUUCGAGACGAAAAAGUCUACGGCAAUGUUUUUGCAGAACUUGAGUCAGUAGACUUGCCUUUGGGGACAACCUUAAGAUCCGUGUACGAUGACCAGCCUAACGCACACAAGCGGUUUAUGGAAAAACUGGAUGCCAGAAUACGAAACCAUGACCGAGAGAUCGAGAAGAUGUGCAACUUCCACCAUCAAGGUUUCGUCGAUGCCAUCACAGAGCUCCUGAAAGUCCGAGCGGACGCAGAGAAACUGAUGGGCCAAGUGACUGACACCAAUCGAAGACUUCAGGACGCCGGGCGAGGGGUGACAGCUCAGACAGAAGAGGUGAUUCGCUGCAGGGUUCAGCAGAGGAACAUGGCCACCACUGUGGAGAAACUGCAGCUCUGUAUCCCUGUUUUGGAAAUGUACAGCAAAUUGAAGGAACAGCUUGAAUCCAAAAGAUACUACGCUGCACUGAAAACCAUGGAGCAACUGGAGAAUAUUUAUAUUCCCAGAGUGAGCCAGUACCGUUUUUGCCAGAUCAUGGCUGAGACGCUGCCUAAACUCCGCGAGGAGAUCAAGGAGAUCUCUAUGUCAGACCUGAAAGACUUCCUGGAGAGUAUCCGAAAGCACUCGGAUAAAAUCGGUGAAACGGCAAUGAGACAGGCCCAGCAGCACAGGACGUUUAUCAGUGCCGUGCAGAAGCAGACGAAUCUCAGCUGUGCUAAACCCCUGUACAGCCUCAAUGGCAGAACAUCACUCCAGCACAAUGGCCUGGCUGCAGAGGAAACGGUCGACGAAGAGGAGGCUGAGGAUGAAGUGUUAACAGUGCAGGAUCUGGUAGACUUCUCACCUGUUUACCGAUGUCUUCACAUCUACACUGUUUUGGGUGACAGAGAGACGUUUGAAAAUUAUUACCGAAAGCAGAGGAAAAAACAAGCGAGGCUGGUGCUGCAGCCGCAGUCAAACAUGCAUGAAACAGUGGAAGGCUACACAAAGUACUUUAACCAGAUUGUUGGGUUUUUUGUCGUGGAGGACCACAUCUUGCACGCCACGCAAGGUUUAGUCACCCGAGCGUUCACAGACGAGCUGUGGAACAUGGCCCUGUCCAAAAUCAUCGCCGUUCUCCGCACACACUCGUCUUACUGCAACGAUCCUGACCUGGUCUUAGAGCUGAAGAACCUGAUCGUUAUAUUUGCAGACACAUUGCAGAGUUAUGGCUUCUCGGUGAACAGACUCUUCGACCUGUUGUUUGAGAUUCGAGAUCAGUACAACGAAACACUGCUGAAGAAGUGGGCGCUGGUGUUCAGAGAGAUAUUUGAGCUGGACAACUACAGCCCCAUCCCUGUAGAAAACGAAGCCGAGUACAAGCUUGUGGUCAGUAGAUUUCCCUUCCACGAUGCCGAGAUUGAAAAGCAACCAUUUCCAAAGAAGCUGCCCAUGUCCCAGUCAGUGCCUCAGAUCUACAUUCAGGUCAAGGAGUUCAUCUAUGCCAGUUUAAAGUUCUCCGAGUCGCUACAUCGCAGCUCUACUGAGAUUGAUGACAUGCUCCGUAAAUCCACCAACCUGCUCCUGACAAGGACGCUGAGCGGCUGCUUACAGAACCUCAUCAGAAAGCCUCAUAUAGGACUCACUGAGUUGGUUCAGAUCAUCAUAAAUACCACCCACUUAGAGCAAGCGUGUAAAUACCUGGAAGAUUUCAUCACCAACAUUACCAACGUGUCUCCAGAAACCAUCCACACCACAAGACUCUAUGGCCUCUCCACAUUUAAGGAUGCCAGGCACGCAGCAGAAGGCGAGAUCUACACCAAGCUCAACCAGAAGAUCGACGAGUUCAUUCAGCUGGCCGACUACGAGUGGAGCAUGGCCGAGUCGGACGGCAGGGCCAGCGGCUACCUCAUGGACCUAAUCAACUUUCUGCGUAGCACCUUCCAGGUCUUCACACACUUGCCGAAUAACACCAAUGAUCAUGCCGCGAUGUCGGGGAAAGUGGCUCAGACAGCCUGCAUGUCGGCCUGCAAGCACCUCGCCACCUCCAUGAUGCAGAUGCUGCUGGACACAGAGCUCAAGCAGGUCAGCAUGGGGGCCAUCCAGCAGUUCAACCUGGACGUCAUCCAGUGUGAACUAUUUGCCAGUUCAGAGCCUGUGCCAGGGUUCCAGGGGGACACACUACAGCUGGCAUUCAUUGACCUUCGACAGCUGCUGGACUUGUUCAUGGUGUGGGACUGGUCCACUUACCUAGCAGACUACGGCCAGCCUACGUCAAAGUAUCUUCGGGUCAACCCAUCCACUGCACUUGCACUUUUGGAGAAGAUGAAGGACACGAGCAAAAAGAACAACAUCUUUUCCCAGUUCCGAAAGAACGACCGUGACAAGCAGAAGCUGAUCGAGACGGUGGUGAAGCAGCUGAGGAGUUUGGUGAACGGCAUGUCGCAGCACUCCUAGAUCGUCCUCUCAUCGUUUCCUUCCUGCACCUUCCAAUCCCACGCACGGCACUCAUGUCAAUGUGAAAGCACGGUGCCGAAUUGACACCGACUUCAAGACUACAGCACUGUUGUUUAUUUGCUUCCUCGACUACGGUGACACGGAGUCCACCGAACCACUUUUGAGUUUCGCAGCAUAGCUCGCUUCGCUCACACAGCCACAUCCCCAGUGCCCUCUGCCAAAAUGUCACCCGCUGAAUCACAUUUCAUUUCAAACUGAAUCGAUACUGUAAAUAUGGGAUCAAAAAAUAACAACAAAGGGGUCGGUUUACCAAAUGCAAACAAUUAAACAGUAAUUUCUUCUUUUAAUGUAUUUUUAAUGGCCAAGGAUUAUGUUUUGUAUAUUGUAAAAGUGAAAUGAUUGUAUCACUACUCUGGAGUGCUGAUGUGGGAAUGAUGAAGUCCUCGUCUGAGACUGAUGUUCAAACCAAGAUCUUUGAGAAAUUCUCCAGAGUGGGAUAGGCCAUGAUGUUUUUAGUGUAAAUAUUUUAAAUUAUAUUUAACACUAUUAUAAAGUCAUGCUUCCCGCACAUCUGACAUGAAUCAAUUUGACUCAAAUUAUGUCAAUUUGUGGCAUAGGGGGAAAACCUUGCAUGAAUGUGUUCUCUUAUAUAAUACACAGUAUUGUGCAAAAGUCUUAGGCCCCCUAUUUUUUUUUUGUGUGUGUGUCAUACAAACUUUAUAGAUUUCUAUUUUAUGAUUUCUACAUUGAGUCAGUACAAAAACGUUAGAGUUCAAAACGUUCGGGGGGUUUUCCAGCACAAAAUUAAAUAUUACAGAAAAUAAAGUUUGUAUCUGAGCAGCAUGUUACAUAAGAGAGCACUUUUCAGAUUAAAAAAGAAAACAUAAUGAAGGCUGCUGGGUUUUGGUGCAAAAUGAAGAAGCGAGUGUCCAGAAGAACUGGGGCUGGUUCUGUAAGAUGCUCAGUAAAACCUACAGCUUGUUUCCUUAUAAAACUGUACCUGAGACGACUUUUUUUUUUUUAAGCGAAGUUUCGUCUCACACCAAAUAUUGAUUUUGUUUCAUUUAUUAUGGCUUACUGUUUAUAGUUUUUUUUUUUUUUUUUUUAAUGAUGAAACAUUUCGUUUCAUUAUUUUUAAGCCAUUUUUGAUCUCCAGCAUGUGCCUAAGACUUUUGCACAGGACUGUGUGUGUGUGUGUGUGUGUGUGUGUGUGUGUGUGUGUGUGUGUGUGUGUGUGUGUAAUUAUAUAUAUGCUAAAGAUGACAGGAUGACUUAAAAACUUUUGCAUCAAUUUUGAACCAUUUUUUCAUGUAAGGGAAUACUGGACCUUCAGCCGUAAACUACGUUUCAUUAUGUACAAAAACAGUUGCUUGUGUCUGAAAUGCUCUGUGGAAUUCUAUUUUUUAUUUAAUUUUUCUUCCCUCAGGGUGAAAUGAAAGCUUUUUUUUUUUAGUUCGAAUGCUUUCAAAGCUCACACUAAAGGCAAAAGAAAGCGAGCAAUAACUGGUCCGGAUGCAGCUGCUGAAGCAAAGUUGCAUUUCAUCAUGACUUUAAUUGCUCUUGGUCUUUCCACAGACGUUGCACCAAAUAUUGCUUAAGUUAUUUACACAUAUAUGUAAAUAACUUACAUAUAUAUGUGUAUAAAUGUACAUUAUGUAUGCUUGUGGAAUUAAAAUGUCAUUGUACAAACCACAAAAUGGAACCUAGAGAUUCUCUCCAUCAGAAGUGAGUGCUGGGGUGGGGCGUCACGUUCCUGUCUCUAAACGUGAAGAAGAAAAAAAAGAAUUGAAACUUUAUUAAUAGAGUAAUUCUUGAAUGCAGAAGAUACCAGCCUGCUGGUGAACUACAUUAUCCCCAGUAUACAGUUCGGUGAGAAGCAUCACUUUUCCCAGAAUGCAUUUGUUUUUGUCUGCUUUAAUAAAAUGUGAUCAACAAGA